AUGGAUGAACCUAAUAAUUACGAACCAUCGAUUCACUGUCUGCAGAAUGGUAACUGGCUAUUACUAGACCAAGUAAAUCUUUGCAGUCCAGCAAUAUUGGAUAGAUUGAAUGGAUUACUGGAACCGAACGGUGCUUUAACGAUAGGUGAGAAAGGUGUCGACGAACAAGGAAAUGUGUUCACUGUCAAAGCGCAUAAGAACUUCCGGUUAUUUCUUACCAUGAACCCACGUUACGGAGAAAUUUCCAGAGCUAUGCGGAACAGGGGUGUAGAAAUCAGUAUCCUCACACCAAAGAGCGGGCUUUGCUGCAACAUACUAGACACAAGGUCGUUACUGAAUAAGUGCGGUAUAAAGAAACUGGACCAUCAGAAUUUGUUGCUGAAAAUUUACGAGAGCUUGUACAACGACCAGCCUAGACUGAAUGAAAUACUGCAAGUCGCUUCGUUCACCAGUCAACAAGUGGCAAAAGGGUUUACCUUUGAGAGAUCAUUGCGGAAUUCCUGUCAAGAAAUAUGCGGAAUGCUCGAACCGAGAUCGAGGAAAGAGGCGUUGAGGAAAGUGGAUGAAAUUUUGUCAGAAAACCCCGAGAAAACAGGAAUAUUUUGUUAUGAUCUAAACACGAUAACUCUAAGAAGUAGCGAUCUACGAAAAAAUUCAAGGUUAGCGAUGAUAGAGCAACAGGGAUUCCUUUUAAAAUCUUCCGUAGAAAUGUUAAGGAACAACUCGGAAAAAAUUGAUCUGCAAGAUCUUUUCGUAGAUUCUCCCAUAACAGAAACCAUGGUGUUUUUGAAACUUCUUUUGCUUGAUUUUUAUGAACGAUCUUCUAUGGACGAUCUCGAGAUUCGACGUGCAUGGAGCUCACAUAUUUUGUCAAACAGUGGAUUUGAUAACUUGGAGAAAAUCAGCGAAUCUCUCAACAGAGAAAUUAAGAACUUAGAGUUUCUGUUUAAGAACAAUUUUGCUUCGGAAAUCCCCCUUAGCUUCGUGGAACCUUCCACAGUGUACAAUAAUUUAGCGAUUGCUUUAUAUCUUCGAUCGAUAAUCUUUGACUGUCAGUCGCAGAAAGAUUACCAAAAAAACGAAGAUGUUAUGCAUUUGAAAGAAUACUCAACUGCCGUGUGUUCAGGAAGGCUUUCCAGCAACUUGAAAAAUGAACCACUGAUAGUCAAAUUUGCAGAAUUAAUCGAGCAGUCUGCGAAAAUCAUUGAUGCUGUACUCCACGAGGAACAUUUGUUAAUGAACGACAAAGAAUACAUUGAGUUACGAGAUUCUUUAAAGUGGUUUCGAAGAUUCCAUGAAUUAGGAUCGAUAGAGUUGAUUGACAAGUCACGAGGGACAUUUUUUGACCUACGAGAAAUUUCCUCAUCUUUAAAGGUUCACUACAAAUGGUUAACGAAGCUUUUCAAAACUUUGUUUACGCUUUUAGAUAGGAACUCCUGCAGUCCGGAAAUGCAGUCAGAAUUAGCACGUUUCUCAGAGAAAUUUUUAAACAUGCUAACCAAUGCGAAUAAAUUCAGAAAGAUUCGUAAAAAGAUUAAGAAACUCUUAUCAAUCCCAUCGCCCCAUUUUUCUGAGGAUUCGAUGAUUUACCACGAAAAACUAAGCACAAUCUUGAAAAAAUGCGAAAUCACCGACGAGGACUUGGUUGAUCAUUCUAAAACGAGAUUAAAAAUCGCCUCGCUCGGCCUUAAAGACAAUUUAACAAUUAGAGAGAAGUUGAUUAACAUUUGUGCCAAGGACUUUAAGGAUAAUGGUGCGAGUGGAGACUGGACUGACAAAUUAAUGGAAUUGGAGGAACUCUCCACGAAAAUUGUAGUGCUUAAAGAAAUGAAUGAUAACCGUGACGGAUUUAACGACAAUUUAACUGACAUAGAAAUCUGGCCUAUCUACGAAUUCUUUUUCUUGCUUUUUACAUAUCGUUUUCAAAGGAAAUAUUGCGAACAAUUGUCUAACGAUUUCGGCCAAGAAAUACGUGAGAAGUUUCACGAACAUUUCUCUAGUGAAGUAUGUCAAGACUUGCCUGAAGGUUCUUUGAUGGUUCUUAACGAAUCGAGUAAUAAUGUAUCCGGAACUAUUAAUAAGAAAUUUGAUAAGAUUUAUGAAGAAAGUAUCUUUAAAAAAUUUGAAGAUAUUCCAACCAUACCGACACACCUAAUUGGCCUAAUGAAAACAUUAAAUUCUGAUGACACUUCACCCAAACGAAGAAUUCUAUUAUUUCCCGAAUUACUUUCAUCAGCUGAAGAAUUCUCGGAACAAUCUUUCACUGUGAAAAAUUCGGAUAUCCUUUUACAUUGGCAUAAUCACGAAGAGGUUCAAAUGGAAGACUGUUCCAGUAAUACUGAGACAAAUUUCAUCGAUAAGUCGAGUCUUUGUAAAUUGAUUUUCAAAAUGUUCUUAACAAAAUCUGGAAGCGAGGGGCAAACAAUCAACCUUGGGAAUUAUCAAACUAAAAAGAAAUUAUUUAAAACAGUGCAAAGUUUACUUUGGAGAAAUUCUUCAAUUUUAAAUUCAAAGGAAUUCAAUCUAUCAAGGAACGAUGCGAUUCUCCUGGAAUUUUGUAUAAAUUAUUAUAUGUCUGCUGUCACAAGAGUGAUAGACACUUUUUCAAUGAAAUUAAACAAAGAAGAGCAAGACGAUUUGAAGAAACGUCUCUUCGAACCAAUGAAAUCGUUGCGGGAAGUCGAAGAAAAGUUGAAAAUUGAAGACACCGCGAUGGAAAGAGGAAAAGGCUGGUUGAUUCUCGGUUACCUACAAAUCUUCCUGUACCAUGAUGUAGGAUCCAUCGAUCCCGUUCAAAAGAUCGCUUUGAAGUCAAAAUACAUACGCGAGAACGUUUCAGAACUGAAAUGUUUAAUGUGCGUUGAAAGCUUGCAAGCCAACAUUCUCGACGCUUCUGCGUCCCGUGAUCGAAUUCUGUCAAGAGAAGACCACCUGAAGAGAUCUUUAAUCGAAGCAAAAAAUUUUGAAAAUUUCCAAGCAGUGAGACCGUCGUCGAGCUUUCAGAACUUGAGAGAAGAAAUAGAAAACUUCUCCAACAACAUAGGCUCAUUUGAGUCAAUCUUUCGACAGAUUCAUCAUUUAAACAACGUCCUUGAGCAGAUUCAAAGGAAAGGAACCCUGAAUUCUGAUCGAGAAACGCUUCAAGAGGCAACGAUCUGGAAGAACUCAUUGCGGAGAUUUUCAGGGAAAUUGGCAAAGUACUACCUGACUGGCUUUCCUGAUCUGGUCACCCCGAUGAUCUCUGCAAUCUGGAAUCUGCAUCACGGAUUGUCGAUUUUAAUGCAACUAAUCUCAAACGCGCAGCAUCAGAGCUUGAGUACCAAUGUUUAUUACGAUUUGCUACGCUUUCCAGUGAUUGGUUCGUGCCAAGAGAACUAUUUGAACCUAGCAAAACUGUGCGCCUCUGAAAACUUGAUCUUAAGCUUAGUGAAACAGUUUGGAUCGAUGUCUGUUCAAAAGUAUAGAUUGGAAAUGGCUAAAAUCGCGCUACAGGAACUGGAAAACUUCACGAGUUUCGCUGGCACGAGUUUGCAGUCGCUCUGGAACGAGCUGAACAAAAUCUUCCUGAAAAUUCGAAUUCUUUGGAGGGAGCAGGAAAAGCAGAGGGAAAAAGAAACGCAGGAAAAACAGAGUCUCUUUCGAACUAAGUCGGAAAAAGAAGAAGACGAGUCCGAUUACAAAGAAACGUUUCCAGGCUUUCAGCAAGACUUCCUGGAACUCGGUGAAAUAUUUCCAAGUUUUCAGCAGGAGUUUCCAGAAUUUCAAAAAAUAUCAACGAAUGUUUCGAACACAGGGGAACGCUUCGUGGAAUUAGUAUCUUUGAAAGAUGCCAGGAAAAUUCAAGAAAUUCAUUGGAAUAUUUUGAAAAAUUCAGAACGCGGUCAAUGGAACCCAAGCGCCUUAGAAAGUUUAAAAAAUAGAUCCGGGAAGUUUGGAAAUAGUUUGGAAAAUUCUGACGUCUACCAUGAGGCUAACUUCGUCGAACCGUUAGCUCGACGAUUCGAAAUUCUUGGAUUCUUCACAGAAACGUUACCAGAGAACCUGUCGUCAAGAUUAAUAUGCAGUUUAACCGUACUGAUUGCACAGAAAUCCAAUUUUGAGAAUAAAGCAGGUAAACGAAACGUUUAUGACUUCUAUAGAGAUCCAAACAUUGUUGAAGUGGAGGAAUGUCAGCCACUUAUCGAAAGACUUUCUGAAAAAAUUGACGGUUUCCUAAUGGAAUGGUCAGAAAACCCAAUUUUAAAUUCUAUCAAACUGAUUAUCCAGAGGCUACUCAGUUUUCCAAUUGAUUCGUCAUUGUUGAGAUUUUUGGUGGGCAUCGAGUUACUGUUAACGAAGAUUCAACAAUGGGAAGAGAAUGCUCGUUACGAUGUUAGUCUUGCGGAGUUCAUUGAAUUCUUUGGCAAAAAGAUUUUGCAUUGGAGGAAGCUCGAAAUCUCAAGAUGGAAGGAUUCGUUGGAGAUUCUUGAAGAUGACUUGAAAACCGAGGCUUCACGCUGGUGGUUCUUUUUGUUUGAUUUAGUAGAUCAAUAUCUUGUUCAAGAAACGGAAGGCGUUGAACUAUCGAGAGAAGACAUAACAAAUAUUGAACAAACAGGAUAUGUCGAUAGACAGGGAAAUCCAAAUAAAAGCGACAGUAUCUCAAAGGAAAAAAUCACAGAGAACUUGGAACGCUUCUUAGCAGAAUCAUCUUUAAUUGAAUUCGAGCCAAGGCUUCAAUUGAUCUAUCUUUUUUAUCAACAUAUUAGCCAUUUAAAAGAAACUAAGAAACAAAAGCAAUUGUCUGCCAUAUUCUGGAACAUUUAUCACUACUACAGCCAAUUUUCAACCGACGUUGGAAAUAAAAUAAAAGCCGCGAAAGAGCCCAUUGCUAAAAAAUUGAAGGAUACGAUCAAGAUUACAAGGUGGAAUGAUAUUAGCUACUGGUCGGUAAAAAACACCGCUGAAAAGACGCGUAGAACUUUGCACAAGUUUGUGAAAGAAUUUCGAAAAGGAGUUCAAGAGAAUGUUGCUGCUUAUUUGACAUUGAAGACAAGACCAGAAACGUUGGAGACAAGCAUUAGAAAAGAUCUUGACUCUUCCACUUUUCUAAUAAACCUCCAGUCUGGGAAGUUAAACAAAAUUAAGAAAAUAGCUCAAAAAGCUGGUCAGUUCUGUCAAAAUAUUAUUGUGAAAUAUAAUUAUUCUCAAAUUCGGAAAGACAUUGAAAUUUUUAUAGAAGACACCCUCGAGGAGAGUGUAAGGCUAAAGAAAUUGGAAGUCGAUAAAUCGUUGACAAAAGGCAAACAGCAAGCGCAAUUAAAGAGCAUACUCCAGCAGAAGAAAAUGGCAUUAGCGAAUUACUUCAAAACAUUAACUCGUCUUGGACUUUCGUAUCGAUUUGGAAUCUUAACUUGGAAAAAUAGGAAAUAUGAAAUCACAAACUUCGCAUCGACGCCGCUGGAUUUGCAGGAAAUUCAGAGAUUUAGAUUCGGGAAAAGCUUGAACGAUAACAUCGACAAAGAAUUGAUCGAACAAUGGUCUGGUUGUGACAAGUAUUAUUACGAAUCCUUGAUUAAAUUGAAUUUCCUCGAUGGUAUCCUAAAUUCUGGUAAAAGCGACUUUGGAAUUCAAAACGCUGAACGUUGUCGUGGAUUUUCAGCUCAUCUUAUAUUGUUGGCUCAUCGACAGAAGGAGACGAUCGCUGAUUUCUUUAAACAUUUCUUUCCGCUUAAAAUUCAACUGUUAAAUCUCACUCUCAUGAUGGAUGAUGCAACGAAGUCAACGAAUACAUCAAAACCUCCAAACGAGAAUGACUUUUCUGAACUACCAGAAAACUUGGACGUUCUUAAACAAAGAGACUUACAAAUUCUCGUGCAGAACUUCCAGAAGUUGUUGAAAGUGUUGCAAAUAUCUACGAAACAGAUUGUUAUCUUCUUAGAAAGUUAUCCAACUGAGUUUCUUGAAGAAGAAAAGUUACUAGAUUUGAAUGAAAGUGUAAUACCUAUUUUGAAAGAAAAAAAUGUUGUAGAAAAUUUACUUACCUCGAUGAAAAACUCUUUGGACUCGAUUAAAAUUAUGGCGGACGAGUUGAACUCGUGGGUGGCAAUUUCUAAAAGAAUUGAAGAGUCUGGUCAAAUUUUCUUUUUCCACCGAAGACAUAUCGAUUUUUUUCGAGUAAGUUACCAGAAAAUCAAUGAAGUGAAACAAAGAUUGAUUGAUCUUGGCUCCGCUUUUACGGCGGAUCAUCCUGUCACUGAAAACCUUAAUUUCAUGAUAGAGAGGAUUAACGAAAGCAUCGAGUACUAUAAAGCAACCUUGAAUCCAGCGUGUGAAGAAUCAAACAGAUCUGAAAACUUGGAAGAAUACCGAGGAAAUUUGGACACCUUAAUCACACAAAUUCUUCUGGUAAUUCAAAAGAAGCUUCAAAGCAGUCAGAAGUCGGGUGAGGAAACAAUUAAUUCUGAAGAUAUUUUUGAAGAGAACCUCAUGACGGAAAAAUUGAUAGAUUCCUUAAAAAAAGCUAUCCCGGAUUUACGAUUGAACAAAAUAUCACGAAUCUUUGGAGAACUACUGCAAACUAUUUAUCGUUUAGAUACUAAGUCUGCAAAUGAUUGUAUGAGAUUACUUCUGGAGCAUCUACCUCUACUGAAGCAGUACACCUUAUUCUUGCACUACUAUUUACACGAACUAGUGGCUUCUUUUCGUUUAACGUGCAAGUUUCUGUACCUACAAUUAAAUGUCUUCCUCGACUUAGCAACGAAUGGUUUUUGUCAACCAGAAGAUAUGACUACAUCUGAAAAGGAUCAAGAAGGCGAUCCAUCCCAAGGAGGCAUGGGAUUAACGGAUGGCGAAGGUCAAAAAGACGUCUCUGAUAAAAUCGAAUCGGAAGAUCAAUUGGAAGAUGCGAAAUGUCCAAACGAGGAGGAAGAAGAUAACGAGAAAAAGGACACGAAAGAAGAAGAAAGUGGUAUCGAAAUGACAGAAAAUUUCGAUAGUCAUUUACAGGACCUCGAACAGAACGAGGAAGACAAAGAUAACGACGAUGACGACGAUCUGGACAAAGAAAUGGGCGAAACUGACGGAAAUGCUGAAAAACUCGACGAAGAAAUUUGGAAAGAUGAUGAAGAAAACGAAGACGAGGAAGACGAUAAAGAUAAAGAAGAUCAAAAAGAAGAGAAAGGAAAUGGGCAGGAAACAGGCGAGGAAGAACUGAGUGCUAAAGACGGUAACGAAGAUAAGAAUGAAGACAAGGAUCAAGAACCAGAACAGGGAGAUCGAAGAAAGGAUGAAGAUAAAAAGGAAAUCAAUGAAUUCGAAGAACCCGAAACGAAUGAGGAUCAGAUAGACCCUUAUCAUGGAAAAGAUCAACCAGAAAUCGAACCAGAACCGUUUGAUCUUCCAGAUGAUGUUGAUUUGGAUGAUGAAAUGAAAGACGGCAAUGAAAACGAAGACGAAGAAGAUCCUUUUGAUAUCGAUAAAUUGAAACAACCUAAAAUUCCAGAAGAAACGGAAGCUGAGGAAUCCAAGGAAGAAGAAACUCAAGAAGGGGAACAAGGGCAUUCGAGUGACGGUGAAGACGAUACAGAAGAAGAUGACAAUUCAGAAAGGGUUGGAGACAAAAAGAAAGAUGACGAAAAUAUAGAUUUUGAGGAAAACAAACAGGAUAAUUCAGAAAAACAAAGUAUGGAGGAGGAAAAGGAAACAGAAGAAGAGAAAGUGUCACCUAGCCUUGAUGCAAGUAGCAAGGAAAUUGAUGGUUCGAAAGAAACUGAAUCCAGAAAAGAUGGUUCUAGAGAUGCAGUAGAAAAUCAGUCGAAUGAAGAGAAUUCGGAAACUACACCAACAGACAUUAACGCGGAUGAUAAGAGAGAUAAAGGGACUGGUCAAUCGCAAACAGAAGAGCAUCAAGGCCAUUCAGGUUCUAGACAAGAAGAGAACGUUCCUACUUCUGGCGAAGAAAACUCUUCGAAAUCUAUGGAAAAACGAAGAAAACCGGGCCAAAGUGACGAAAAUCGUAGUCUCCUUGAUGAUGAAAUUCAACCGUCUGCAAAAAAAAUGAAAACAGCUUUAAUGGGUCAGGAACUAGACGAUCACAGCGAGGAAGAGAAUGACCCUAAACAUAGUAGUGCAACUGAAACUUAUGAGCACAUUAAGAAUACAGAAACGUUUGAUGACUUUGUAUUUGACGCUGCAACCGAAGAACAGGUUAAGAAACAAGCAUCGAAUUUAGAAGAAGAAAAUUGCCAAAUAGAUAAUAAACCAGAAGACGAUGACAUCGAGAUGCACGAGGAUGAUCCAAAAGCAGAGGAAGAAAAAGAGAACCCGGUGAAAGAACAUGCUUCAAAAGUUCCAAAAACUAAGAAAGAGAAGACAACAAACGUCAAUGGCGAAAGAUCGGACGAUAUAGAAGAGAUUGAACUAGGCGGGGAAGUUGAAGGCGAAACGGUGGAAACAACUCGUGUUUUACGUGGAAAUGAAUCGACUUUUCACAUAAGAUCACCAGAGACAGAGAGCUUCAAUACCUUUGUGGACGAUAUUGCGAAAAAGAGAUCCGAAAUUGAAAAUAUGCUUAGUAUGUGGUCUCAACGAUCGACGUCCGCUGAAGCAGCACAUGCCUGGAGUUCCAUAAGCGCGUUAACAGAAUCAGCUGCUAGAGAAUUAUCCGAAAAAUUGCGAUUAGUAUUAGAACCGACGUUAACGUCCCGUUUGAAAGGCGACUACAGAACUGGGAAACGUAUAAACAUGAAAAAAGUAAUCCCAUACAUUGCCAGCGAAUUUCGAAAAGAUAAGAUUUGGUUGAGACGCACCAAACCAUCAAAGAGAGACUACCAGAUUGUUUUAGCGAUUGAUGAUUCCAGUAGUAUGGCUGAUAGUCAUUCAAAGGAGUUAGCUUUUGAGUCUCUCUCACUGAUCGGCAAAGCUAUGACUUAUUUGGAGGUUGGCCAACUUGCCGUUAUUAAUUUUGGGGAACGAGUGAAUAUCCUUCAUCCUUUCGGUGAAAACUUUACCGAAGAAAGUGGUGCAAAGUUGAUUCAAGAGAUGAAAUUUGAACAGAAGAAAACAAUGAUUGGCCAGUUACUUGAUUUCACGAUAGACAUGUUCACAACUCAGGGCAGUUACUCUGAUAACGCAAAAUUGGUGGCUAUUUUAUCGGAUGGGAGAGGAAUAUUUUCCGAAGGGACAGAGAAAGUAAACGCAAUUGUGAGAAGAGCCAAAUUAUUGAACAUUUUCCUUGUCUUUAUAAUUGUUGAUAAUCCCCUCAAUAAGGAUUCAAUACUUGACAUAAGAAUGCCAGUUUUCGAAAAUGGAAAAUUAUUGGGUAUCCGUUCCUACUUGGACAACUUUCCAUUUCCAUUUUAUAUUAUUCUUCGAGAUUUGGAUAGCUUGCCUGUAGUACUGAGUGACGCAUUACGACAAUGGUUUGAAAUUGUUGGCAGAAUUGAAACAUGAAAACAUUUUCUACUGUGCUUAGCUUCUAUUCUUCCACUAUUUUUAUUUACUAUACGAUUUUACAAAUACAAAAGGCGCAUUUAAGUAAUCUUACUUUUGCUAUAAUACCUAAUUAGAUACAUUAGAGUAAUUUAUUUAUGUAUUCAGAAUCAAUUUAGAUGUGAUUUGUUCGUACGGAGUACUCUUAAUUUACUUAGAGCCGACCCUAAUUUGAAUAUACAAGGUAUCGACACAAUUUUACCAUUGUCAAAGAACCUCUUAGUGGUACUGACUCUAACUUAAUGAUAUGUACCCAUUAUGAUACAGAAUCAGGACAUAAAAAACGCCAAAGAUUCGCCUCUGUAAGAGUACUCUGCACACAUGAAUUAUCCCACAAUGUACAAAAUAUCAUCAGUUUCCUCUUGAUGGUAUGAAUGUUUUUUUAUAAAAUAAAAAGUCAUCUAGCUGUGUGUA
Molecule: messenger RNA, 9885 nt
Organism: Hylaeus volcanicus
Lineage: Eukaryota; Metazoa; Arthropoda; Insecta; Hymenoptera; Colletidae
Product: midasin-like
Exons: 11
Coding region: 1-9432 (3143 amino acids)
Biological process (GO): rRNA processing; ribosomal large subunit assembly
Cellular component (GO): preribosome, large subunit precursor
Source: RefSeq, a predicted model, not a curated record